Moneuplotes crassus is the source of this 1690-nucleotide messenger RNA. The record is from the annotation of a GenBank genome assembly. NCBI's taxonomy places the organism in Eukaryota, Ciliophora, Spirotrichea, Euplotida, Euplotidae.
AUGAAUUCGCCUUCAUCAAGGAUAAAGAGAGCAAGGAGUUCUUCCUUAAUUGUCCAUAAGGAGCCUAGCCAGACUCCUCAGAAUAAUGAUGUGAAGUCAAUUGUGUUUAACGAACAAGAGGAUAGCAAGUCAACUGCUCAAAUCGAGAAUGAAAACUUCUCGAAACAUGUUAUCAAUACCAUUUCAAGGAUGAAAAAUAAUAGUGGAAUAAUCAAGGGCAUGGAUUUUGGAUCGCCUAAGAAAUAGGACUAAUCUGUUCAGUAUCGUCAAGAGUGGCUUCCAUAUGAGCAACAAGAGCAAGAUUAGGAAUUUUGGGGAGCUAUCUCCAAGCGAAAGCUUGGAAAAUUCUGCCAAUGAUUCUACAGUUCUUAAGAUCCCUGAUGAUACAAAGACUCUUGUCACUGCAAAUGAAAAGAUGGAUAGCUCUAAGAUAGAAAGAGUAUAUCCUCUUUCUAAUCUAUUGAACAACCGUGUAAUGACUGCGAAAGAAGUUAUCCCAAAGAAAUACUUUGAACAGGCUAGUACUAAAUUCAAAUCCCCUCAUGAGAUCCAUCAGAGGUACUUAAAAUGGCUGAAAAUCAAGAAUGAUAAAGAGACAUGGCAUAUUAACAAAUCUGCUUAUAACGUAAAAACCAAUCGGCUUAAGAACAUGCAAGAAAUUGAGAAAAAGCGAGAGCAAGAAGAGCAGAUCCGUGAGGAAGAAGACCCUAGAUACAGAGUAGAGAAGCUUAUUAACAAGCGAGAGCAUAUCGCGAAACAAGCUAUCAAGGAAGACAAAAAAGUUAAGAAGAAGGAUCGGAUUAAGAUGAACUUCAUCACAGAGAUCAGGAAAGUUGAUGUUGGAGGUUUCCUUGAAAAUGAUAAAAUUUCUAAAUCCAAAGAUAAUUUAGUUAAGAUGAGAGCAAUUCAAGACCAUCUGGAGGCCCAGAGACAUAAGAAGAACAAUUAUAUUAGUAAUAGAGAGAAGAAAAUCAUCAUGCGCACCAGGUCUAAGAGUAGGAAUAUCCCUCUGUAUCUUAACACUGAAAAUAAAGAAAUGAACAUUGAGCUAGCUGUCCAGGUUGAUAAUUCAAAAAUUAGGAAACUGCAAGGCAGCACAAUGAUCAUCAGAGGGGACCUUAUCACCCCCAAAGGAAGCUCAACCCUCCUUUUCAACACAAAACCCCAAAACCACCUCCAUAACCCCCCUCAAAAUCCCCCAAGACCCAAAACCUCGCACACCCAACACCCCCCAAGAAGACCUCGCCCAUUCACCUCCCACGGUCCCACCCCCCACUCCCCACCCCCUCGCCCAAAGACUUCUCAACCCCCCUUCCCCACCCAAAGACUCUUCAGAACAACUUCUUCUACAUAAAAAUGUUACGAUUGAAAACUAGUGCCCAGUCUCCAAAAGCAAGAUUGGCUCCAACUGAGAGCUUUAAAGACCAGGAUGGUACUUCAAAGUUGAAUUCACAGAAGGAUCUUUUGAAUCAUAAGAUUUUGAGAAUGAUCAAAAACAUGAGUCCUGAAGAGAUCAAGGAAUUUUGUAAUUCUAUUGGUGUUAAAGAUCUUUGAGAGUAUCUAGAGCCAAUUAGUAUAAACAAAUCAGAAAUCAAAAAGAAGGAAACAAAGAGUAAAUCAAAAUACCAAAAAAAAGUCAUAGAAAAAUUUCUGAAAAUCAACAAAGAAACUUUCUAUUUCCAUUUUUAAC